Oncorhynchus keta (chum salmon) is the source of this 2181-nucleotide messenger RNA. Its product is annotated as synaptosomal-associated protein 25-like. Bases 660 to 1295 code for a protein of 211 amino acids. Gene Ontology annotation, molecular function: voltage-gated potassium channel activity; SNAP receptor activity; syntaxin-1 binding. Gene Ontology annotation, biological process: synaptic vesicle fusion to presynaptic active zone membrane; synaptic vesicle priming; exocytosis. The record is from RefSeq and is a predicted model, not a curated record. The transcript is spliced from 9 exons. Lineage: Eukaryota; Metazoa; Chordata; Actinopteri; Salmoniformes; Salmonidae. Gene Ontology annotation, cellular component: plasma membrane; SNARE complex.
GUUGCCCUUUGAUAAGCCAUCGUUGUAAAUAAGAAUUUGAUCUUAACUGACUUGUCUAGUUAAACAAGGUUAAAUAAAUCAAAUAAAAAAAGAACUACCUCUGCUUGUCAUAUAACUGUGCUGCUUGCGACUGUGACUUUUCUUUUAUAUUCGGUAUUUUCUUCUAUUAAAGGCAUACAAAAACAGGCACAUUACACCCAAUACUUCCCAGCUUAUUUUAAUAGAGCAAGUUCUGUGUCUGAAAGAUAGGCAACCCCGUUAUGUCUCCUUCAUGAGUUGUGGAAAUGGCUGCCAUUACCAUCAACGAUGUGAUGCGUAGGUGGUGCAGUAGGAGUGCCACGGGAAAGCCUUUGGUUAAGGUGUAUUGUAUGUCUCACUCUCAUCUGUCUAUCUGGUACAGCAGAUACCGUUCACAUUGAAUCAUGGCAGGAGAUGGGGAAUCUGCGUCGAGAUAAAAGAGCUCUGGUUUUUCUUUGGCAAUGAAGUUCUCAAAGUCUCAUUCCAGGCGUGACUCCCCAGAAAACCAGCUUUUCCUGUGGGUCUCCUUAUACAACAACUUCUAGCCGUCAUCAUAUACACAGACUGUUGUCAAAGCCACCUGAUGCACUAGCCUUGCCUCUUGGGAAAGAGGCUACUGAGCAAACCAGACUGUGCUGUCGAUGUCAGGCAAGAUGGCUGCUGACUCACCUGUGAGGAGAGAGCAUGAGGAGCUGCAGAGGAGGGCCAAUCAGGUGACAGAUGAGUCCCUGGAGAGUACCCGUCGUAUGAUGCAGCUAGUAGAGGAGAGCAAAGAUUCAGGAAUCCGGGCCCUGGUCAUGCUGGACGAACAAGGAGAGCAACUGGAGCGGAUUGAGGAGGGCCUGGACCAGAUCAACUCGGAUAUGAAGGAGGCUGAGAAGAACCUCACAGACCUGGGCCAAUGCUGCGGUCUGUGCUCCUGUGAUAAGCUGAAGGACUUUGAGGAGAGUGGGGCCUAUAAGAAGGUGUGGGGGAACAACCAGGAUGGGGUGGUGUCCGGCCAGCCGUCCUCACGCGUGGUGGAUGAGAGAGAGCAGAUGAUCAUGAGCGGAGGCUACAUACGCAAGGUGACAAAUGAUGCAUGUGAGGAUGAGAUGGAGGAGAAUCUGGGACAUGUAGGCAGCAUCAUAGGCAACCUGAAGAGCAUGGCACUGGACAUGGGCAAUGAGAUCGACACGCAGAAUGUCCAGAUUAACCGCAUUCAGGGCAAGGCCAUCCACAAUGUAUACCGCAUCGAUGCUGCCAAUCAGAAAGCUAACAAUCUAAUGAAAAGAUAAAGAGGAAGAUUGUCCUUCUCUGCUGUGUGAUCUUAUCUACUCCCUGUCUGUCUUUCUGUGCCAAUAUGCGUCCAGUGACCAUCCACCCACAUAGAAAACCUGCCAAAUGAUUGUGUAUGCUGUAUCAUAAAUCCUGAGCAGCAGGGUACACAUCAUUAUUCAUACCUGGCUCUAGAUUGACCCUAGCCUGUUUGCCAGUCUCUGCCACAUGACGAAGAGUACAAGGAGUGGAAUGCUACCGAGACUUGUACCCAGAUGGCCUGGAGACCACACUGCCGCCAUCUGUUGGCUCGAUUGUUUUCUGAAAACGAGAAGCACACCCUCUCCGCUCUUUCGCCAUCGUCCGCUCGCUAUCCUUCCUCCUUCGAUGCAGAAUGGAGCACCAGUGGAAUUGGGUUGCUCUGCUUGUUGUCACCAGGAAGACUAAAGUAAAUAGGAAAGGAAUCAGCAUUCGGUGUCUGCUUUGCUUUUAACACGUGAAUGAGGUUUGCCUGUCAAUGAUGACUAUAGUUUUUAAAAUGCACUUUAUAGCUCAGUUUUCGUUUGUAUUUAUUUAACUCAACAGUUGCAUGACGGUAAACAUAUUCUCCCAUAUAGGCUGUGUUGAGGUUGUGAACUGGACUUAACAUCUACAUGUGUCUAGCAAUUGAUAUGUUUUAGUUUUGAUUAGACUAUAUUAGCGCUUCGAUAUAGCGGAUGUGAAAUUUGGUUUCCGUCACACAAUUUCCUAAUUGUCAUAACAUCAAGUAGACUCACACCCCCCUCCCCCUAUUGCAUCCCUCUGAUGUUGUGGUGUUCCACUAUAUAAUUUUGUAUACAAGAUAAAUAUGGAUUUAUAUUGUAAUUCUGUACAUAAAAUAUUCAAAUGCAUAAUUAUUUAUGUUAA